Messenger RNA from Parastagonospora nodorum SN15, 1518 nucleotides. RefSeq lists its product as hypothetical. Gene Ontology annotation, cellular component: cytosol. The record is from RefSeq and is a predicted model, not a curated record. The transcript has a single exon. Bases 1 to 1518 code for a protein of 505 amino acids. Lineage: Eukaryota; Fungi; Ascomycota; Dothideomycetes; Pleosporales; Phaeosphaeriaceae. Gene Ontology annotation, molecular function: deaminase activity.
AUGCUUCAACUACUUAAAGCUUUGAUUGCCCUCGGCCUCGCCAGUCAUGCGAUAACUUUUGCAGAAGCAGCCUCUAUCCUCUUUACUGACGCCACAAUCAUCACAUUCAAUGCGAACACUUUGCGAACGGAAGUUAUUCACGACUCUUCGUUGCUUGUUGAGGGGGACCGAAUAAGCCAGAUCUACAAUGGAACUACACCAACGUCGUAUCCCGAUGGUACGGAGGUGGUCGAAGCCACUGGCAAGAUCAUUAGUCCCGGCUUCAUCAACACGCACCAGCAUCUAUGGCAGACUGCUUUCAAGACGAUCGCGUCUAAUACAACAUUAGUAGAGUACUUCCAACGAUAUGGCUCAUCUGGCCCGUCAAUCCAACACUUUACGCCGGAAGACAAGUAUCUCAGCCAGCUAGCUGGCAGUCUUGAACUUUUGAAUUCCGGUACAACAACAGUCCUAGACCACGCCCACGGCGGUUCAAGCAACGAGACAGCCGACGCCAUCUUCACCGCCACCCUCGAAAGCAAACUCCGCACCUACCACGCAUUCUCCAUCCAAUCCCUCCCAAACAACUACACCACCUCCGCCCAAAUCGCCAAAGUCACCAGUUUCGCCAACGAUCCACGCCUAUCCAACAACUCCCUCGUCUCCCUCGGCCUCGCAUACGACAACUUCGACGCCGCCCCAGCUUCUCUACUAACAUCCCUCUGGUCCCUCAUCCACACCGCCAACCUCUCAGUCAUAACAACCCACACCCUCGGCGGGCCAUGGAUAACCGGCAACACACCAUCUCGCCUCGCGUCUCUCGGGUGGCUCAACACAUCCAUCCCCGUGAUUUUCAGCCACGCGUCCUUCAUCUCCCCAUCCGACGUGUCUGCGCUGCGCGAAACAAACCAGUUCAUCAGCACCACGCCCGAAAGCGAAAUGCACUACGGACACGCGCACCCAUCCGCAGACUCCAUCCAGGACCAAGCAUCUCUCGGUGUCGAUACGCAUUUUACGUUCGCCGCAGACAUGGUCGGCCAGGCGCGGCUGUGGAUGCAGAAUCUGCGGCUGGGCAGGGUGGAAGAGGUACUUGUGGGGAGGGGCCAGAUUGCGCGAAGUAAUCCGAUGAGUGUGGAGCAGGCUUUCCACCUGAUUACGCGCGCUGGUGCGUUGGCGCUGCGCAGACCGGACUUGGGCGUCGUCGCGCCGGGUGCGAAGGCUGAUCUCGUGCUUUUCGACGGCGAGACGCCGGGGAUGCUGGGGUGGAGCGAUGCUGUUGCUGCUGUUGUUUUGCAUAGUAAUGUUGGGGAUGUGCAGGGUGUGAUGGUGGGUGGGGAGUGGGUGAAGAAAGAGGGCAAGUUGGUGUUUCCGGGGUAUGCGGAUGUUAAGCGGAGGUUUUCGGCGAGUGCGAGGAGGAUUCAGGGGAUUUGGGCGGGGAUGGAGUGGGGGAGGGUGGACGGGGGGAUGUGGAGGAAUCAGACGCAGUUUGGGGAUGUGAGGGAGGUGGAUGUUUUGAGGGGGGACGGGACGGGAUACUGA